AUGGCAGUGGCCCUGGGAGUCGGAAGCCCUGAGCCAGCGCCGCCGCUGCUAUAUAAGUGGGGGGGCCGCGGGUUGGGGGAGCCCGGCUGCGCUUUGGACCGGCGAGGAACCGCCACCUGAGGCGAGCAAGGGCGCCUCGGCCACCACCACCCCCCAACCCUUUCCCAGAGGUGAGAGCCCGCAGCCAGGAGCCCGAGAGCCUGGGUCUGCGAGGCGCGGGGCGCCCCGACUGUCGGCCUCCCGGCCAUCCGCGCGCCCCCAAGCCCAGCGGGCGAGGCCCCCGAAGCCCCGCAGCCGCAGUCGAGCCAUGCUCCACCUUAGCGAGUUUUCUGGCCCCGACGCGCUCCUGGUAAAGUCCACCGAGGGCUGUUGCUCUGAACCCAGUACCGAACUGACCCGGCUGCCCGCCAGGGACCCACCCGCAGCCGCCGGCUAUCCCGGAGCAGGUGACUUCUUGAGCUGGGCCUUGAGCAGCUGCGGCGCCGGGGGGGACUUAGCCGACUCCUGCUUCCUGGAGGGGCCUGCGCCCACGCCUCCUCCCGGCCUCAGCUACAGUGGUAGCUUCUUCAUCCAGGCAGUACCCGAACACCCGCACGAUCCGGAGGCACUCUUCAACCUCAUGUCGGGCAUCCUAGGCCUGGCACCUUUCCCGGGCGCUGAGGCGGCAGCAUCCCGGUCUCCUCUGGACGCCUCUUUUCCCGCAGGCUCCGACGCCUUGCUGCCGGGUCCGCCAGACCUUUUCUCCCCGGAUCUGGGCGCUACCGUCUUCCCAGAGGCGUUCUGGGAGGCCUCACCCUCGGCGGGCGCCCCCCCACAGUGCCUGUAUGAGCCUCAUCUCUCCCCACCCGACGUUAAGCCCGGCCUCCGGGCUCCUCCGGCUUCUCCUGCGCUGGACACUGCCCCGGCCUUCAAAGGUCCCUACGCUCCAUGGGAGCUGCUCUCAGCCGGGGCUCCAGGGAGCUGUGGGUCACAGGGAGGCUACCAGGGCGCCCCGGAGGCCCGUUUCCCCCCGAUGGGGGCCAAGAUUGAAGACCUGUUGUCCAUCAGCUGCCCCGCGGAGCUGCCGGCUGGCCCCUCCAGCAGACUGUACACGGCGGGGGCCUACGAUGCUUUCCCGCUGGCCCCGGGUGACUUAGGGGAGGGAACCGAGAGCCUCCCGGGGCUCCUGACCCCUACUAGUGGGGAGGGAGGGAGUAGCGGCGAAGGCGGAGAGUUUCUAGAUGGUACGCAGCCUGAGCUUUCCCCGCUGGGCCUCCGCAGCGCCGGGGCGGACUUCCCGAAACCUCUGGUGGCGGACCUCCCCGGGAGCAGUGGCGUGCCUGAGCCUGCAGGACCGCCGCCGGUCCCAUUCCCCCAGGCCAAGGCGCGGCGCAAGGGGCGCCGGGGCGGCAAGUGCAGCGCACGCUGCUUCUGCCCUCGGCCGCACGCCAAGGCAUUUGCUUGCCCGGUGGAGAGCUGUGUGCGCAGCUUUGCGCGCUCUGACGAGCUCAACCGCCACCUGCGCAUCCACACGGGCCACAAGCCGUUCCAGUGCCGCAUCUGCCUCCGCAACUUCAGCCGCAGCGACCACCUUACCACACACGUGCGCACCCACACAGGCGAGAAGCCCUUUGCCUGCGACGUGUGCGGCCGCCGCUUCGCGCGCAGCGAUGAGAAGAAACGGCACAGCAAGGUGCACCUCAAGCAGAAGGCGCGCGCCGAGGAGCGGCUCAAGGGCCUUGGCUUUUACUCGUUGGGCCUCUCCUUCGCUGCGCUGUGA
Balaenoptera ricei (Rice's whale) is the source of this 1759-nucleotide messenger RNA. RefSeq names its product early growth response 4 (gene EGR4). The transcript is spliced from 2 exons. Gene Ontology annotation, molecular function: DNA-binding transcription factor activity, RNA polymerase II-specific; RNA polymerase II cis-regulatory region sequence-specific DNA binding. Gene Ontology annotation, biological process: regulation of transcription by RNA polymerase II. The coding region runs from base 308 to 1759 and encodes 483 amino acids. The record is from RefSeq and is a predicted model, not a curated record. NCBI's taxonomy places the organism in Eukaryota, Metazoa, Chordata, Mammalia, Artiodactyla, Balaenopteridae.